AACGAGGUUAUUGGCGUGCGGGGUGCAUUCAGGAAGGGCAGGUCGGCUGCACGGUAUUUAAAGGGCCCGCAGUCGUCGCGGCCGAUUGGCUGGCCGGCUGGGGCGGCUCAGAAUAGAAUGCCAACCGAAAUCGCUGCUGCGCUGCUCGUCCUUGAGACAUGACUGCCGCACGCUUUGACGUCUUCCAAAGACAUCAGCGCGUCGUCGACCCGACACCAUGUUGGCCCUCUUCGCCAGGACCGCGCUGCGGCCCGGCGCGGUGAAGCCCCGCCGCCUGCCGGGGCCCGUCGCGCGCGCCCAGGUGAGGCCUCUGGUUCGCCAGGAGGGUUUGCCCAAGCUGCCCGUGCCGCCCUUGAAGCAGACGUGCGAGAACUACCUGGCCGCGCUGGAGCCCAUCGUCAGCGGAGAGGAGCUGGGGCACACUCGGAAGCUGGUGGAGGAGUUCCUCCGAGGUGGCGUCGGGGACCGCCUGCAGAAAGGCCUCGAGCGGCGGGCCCGAAAGACCGACAACUGGCUAUCCGAAUGGUGGAUGCAGUCCGCCUAUUUGGACUGUCGGAUGCCGGUGGCCGUCUACACCAGCCCCGGUGUGGUUCUGCCACGCAUGCGCUUCCAGGAUCGCCAAGGACAGAUGAGGUUCGCAGCUAAAUUGAUCGCAGGAGUGCUGGAGUUUAAAAAACUGAUUGACAGUGACACCCUCCCAACGGAGUACCUGAGCAAGAAGCCGCUUUGUAUGGACCAGUACAACCAGAUCCUGUCAUCUUGCCGUAUCCCGGGAACAAAGAGAGACACUGUUCUGAACCAACCAUUUGGCAAAACGCCUCCCACUCACAUUACUGUCGUUCAUAACUUCCAGUUCUUCGUUUUGGAUGUAUACAACAGUGACGGCACCCCGCUGACGGUAGACCAGAUUUACAUGCAACUGGAAAAGAUUUGGAACACCUCUUUGCAGACCAACAAGGAGCCUGUUGGUAUCCUAACGUCGCAGCAUCGUAACACGUGGGGAAAAGCGUAUAACAAUCUCGUUAAGGAUAAGACAAAUAAAGAGUCAGUUCGCGCCAUCCAAAAAAGUAUCUUCACUGUCUGUCUGGACGCUCCGAUGCCUCGUGUGUCCGACGAGCUGUACAAGAGCCGCGUCGCCGCACAGAUGCUGCAUGGCGGCGGGGCUCGCUGGAACAGCGGCAACCGCUGGUUUGACAAGACCUUGCAGUUUAUUGUUGGGGAAGACGGUACCUGUGGACUGGUGUAUGAACAUGCACCUUCAGAGGGUCCUCCCAUAGUGUUUCUCAUUGAUUAUGUUGUUAAGUACAUGCAGAAGACAGAAAUAGUCCGUUCCCCCAUGGUUCCUCUAAGCAUGCCUCAGAAACUGCGUUUUAACAUUACCCCUGAAGUCAAGAGAGACAUUGAAAAAGCCAAACAAAAUAUGAACAUAAUGGUGCAUGACCUGGAUGUGAAUGUCCUCAUGUUUCCUGAUUAUGGAAAAAAUGUGCCAAAGCAACACAACCUGAGUCCAGAUGCCUUCAUUCAAAUGGCUUUCCAGCUUGCCUAUUUCAGGAUGUAUGGCAUAUGUUGCGCUACGUAUGAGAGCGCAUCGUUACGAAUGUUCAAAUAUGGAAGAACUGACGUACUACGCGUAACCACCAAAGAGUCGUUGAAAUUUGUCCAAGCAAUGCAGGACCCAACAAAGCAGAACACAGAGAGAUUGGCACUGCUCCAGAAAGCUGCUCAGAGACACAAGGAGAAUGCCUACAAUGCCAUUCAUGGACAAGCCAUUGACAGACAUCUUCUGGGACUGAGGUUGCAGGCUAUUGAAGACCUCACAUCAAUGCCUGAGAUAUUCAUGGACACUUCUUUCGCUGUGGCUCACCAUUACAAUAUCUUAACCAGUCAGGUUGGUUCCAAGACCGACUGCGUGAUGUCCUUUGGUCCGAUGGUGCCUGAUGGCUACGGAGUGUGUUACAAUCCCAUGGACGAGCACAUCAACAUCGCCAUCACAGCCUUCAACAGCUGUGAAGAGACCAACGCGGCCAAGUACGCAAACACUGUAAAUGAUGCACUGCUGGACAUGAGAGCUCUUCUGGAGGACACAGCUCCGGCCGAGCGGUGAACCCGCCUCACUGACGAGGAACCGCAAUGCACUGAGAGUCCGCGGAGGAAACCUAUCGUUUGCCAAGUUUCUGAGGAACCGAAGUUGGGACUGUUGAGGCAGGGCCAUUCAAAUGAAACACAAGUCUCACUCAUGGAAAUGAACUGAAUUUUGCAUUUAUUUUUAAAAUGAAACAUUUAUAACAUUCUGAGCGGCACGGUGACCGACUGGUUAGCACACCCGCCUCACAGUUCUGAGGACCGGGGUUCAAAUCCCGGCCCCGCCUGUGUGGCGUUUGCAUGUUCUCCCCGUGCCUGCGUGGCUUUUCUCCGGGCACUCCGGUUUCCUCCCACAUCCCCAAAACAUGCGUGGUAGGUUGAUUGAAGACUCGAAAUUGUCCGUAGGUGUGAAUGUGAGGUGCGAAUGGUUGUUUGUUCGUAUGUGCCCUGCGAUUGGCUGGCGACCAGUUCAGGGCGUACCCCGCCUCUCGCCCGAUGAUCGCUGGGAUAGGCUCCAGCACGCCCGCGACCCUCGUGAGGAGAAGCGGAACGGAAGAUGAAUGAAUGAAUGAAUGAAUAACAUUCUGACUGCUUGCUUGCAUUUACUUGUUUCAUGACAACAGUUAAGUUGGCUGUAUCAGAUGCGUCUUAUGCAGGAGAAACAAUUGAGAAAGCUUAAUAAAGUUAUACAAAGGAA
Phyllopteryx taeniolatus (common seadragon) is the source of this 2779-nucleotide messenger RNA. Its product is annotated as Carnitine O-acetyltransferase-like. Gene Ontology annotation, cellular component: peroxisome. Gene Ontology annotation, biological process: carnitine metabolic process, CoA-linked. Lineage: Eukaryota; Metazoa; Chordata; Actinopteri; Syngnathiformes; Syngnathidae. Gene Ontology annotation, molecular function: carnitine O-acetyltransferase activity. Bases 218 to 2104 code for a protein of 628 amino acids. The record is from RefSeq and is a predicted model, not a curated record. The transcript has 14 exons.